Molecule: messenger RNA, 1196 nt
Organism: Cynocephalus volans (Philippine flying lemur)
Lineage: Eukaryota; Metazoa; Chordata; Mammalia; Dermoptera; Cynocephalidae
Gene: ROM1
Product: retinal outer segment membrane protein 1
Exons: 3
Coding region: 124-1179 (351 amino acids)
Biological process (GO): visual perception
Cellular component (GO): plasma membrane
Source: RefSeq, a predicted model, not a curated record
GCUUAGGGUAUUGGGGUCAGGGUGGCAUUAGCCCAGCUCAAGCCGGGCUGGGCUGAUUCAGCAUGCUGCGCCAGCCAGCCCUCAUCCCCGACAGCUCUGCACUCCCCUGGGCAGAGAUGGGAGAUGGCGCCGGUGUUGCCCCUGGUGCUGCCCCUCCAGCCCCGCAUCCGUCUGGCGCAGGGGCUCUGGCUCCUCUCCUGGUUGCUGGCACUGGCCGGUGGCCUCACCCUCCUCUGUAGCGGGCACCUCCUGGUCCAGCUGAGGCACCUUGGCACCUUCCUGGCUCCCUCCUGCCCGUUCACCGUCUUGCCCCAGGCUGCCCUGGCAGCGGGCGUAAUGGCUCUGGGCACAGGACUGGGUGGUGCAGGAGCCAGCCGGGCAAGUCUGGAUGCAGCUCGAUACCCUCCCUGGCGAGCGAUUCUGAGCCCACUGCUGGUGGCUGGCACUGCUAUAGGCGGGGGACUCCUGGUCCUUGCCUUGGGGCUAGCCCUGGGUUUGCCUGGGACUCUGGAUGUGGGGCUGGAGGAGGGCCUGAAGACUGCGUUGGCUCACUACAAGGACACAGAGGUGCCCGGGCACUGUCAUGCCAAACGGCUGAUGGAUGAGCUGCAGCUGAAGCACCACUGCUGCGGGCGCCAUGGGUACAAAGAUUGGUUUGGGGUCCAGUGGGUCAGCAGCCGUUAUCUUGACCCCAGUGACCAGGACGUGGUUGACCGGAUCCAGAGCAAUGUGGAAGGCCUAUACCUGACUGAUGGGGUCCCCUUCUCCUGCUGCAACCCUCACUCACCCCGGCCUUGCCUACAAAGCCGACUCGCAGACCCCUAUGCCCAUCCCCUCUUUGAUCCCCGACAGCCCAACCUAAACCUCUGGGCCCAAGGGUGCCAUGCGGUGCUGCUGGGGCACCUGCAGAGCUUGGCGAGCACACUAGGCAGCAUGCUGGCUGUGACUUUCCUGCUGCAGGCUCUGGUGCUCCUCGGCCUGCGGUACCUGCAAACAGCGCUGGAGGGGCUUGGCGGGGUUAUCGAUGGGGAAGGAGAGACCCAGGGCUAUCUCUUUCCGGGUGGGCUGAAAGACAUGCUAAAAACAGCAUGGCUGCAGGGAAGGGCUGCCCACAGGCCAGCACCUGAGCAGGCCCCACCAGAAGAGGCACCUCCUAAGGAGGAUAUACCUGAGGCCUAGUGGCCUGGAGCUUGGGG